This is a messenger RNA of Aplysia californica (California sea hare), 2894 nucleotides long. Its product is annotated as transmembrane protein 260. The record is from RefSeq and is a predicted model, not a curated record. The transcript is spliced from 18 exons. Bases 457 to 2667 code for a protein of 736 amino acids. NCBI's taxonomy places the organism in Eukaryota, Metazoa, Mollusca, Gastropoda, Aplysiida, Aplysiidae.
AAUAUAUAGUCUUGUUUUUAUUUUGAAAUCGGUGACAGUGUGAGUGACAUCUUCUUACGUUGUUGUAGUACUAGAUCUAGAUCUAGCUCUAGUAUAGGAGUCUUUUGGUCUCAGUGCUGACUUGUAGCUGAAUAAUAAUUUAUGAAGCCCCAUAUCAGUGGUACAAAGUGCACUGUACCUAGAAGUUCACAUUUUUUAGUUUUCUUUUAUUGCCAGAUCAACACCAAACUGCAUUUACUUUUACUGUUUGAAAAACGAGAAUGAUAUUUCUUGACUUGUGACAAGAUCUGGCUCGGUGAAGGCAGUUUUAGUGUGUAGACUCUGUAAACCAAACACCAACGAGAAGAAACGGGCAAUUUUGUUGUUGCUGCCGAUUCCUAGUACUUGUGUAUAAUCUCAGGCUUUGACAUUAUCUGGUUUGGAUUUCAUCUGUUUCACAAGCUUAAAAUCUUUAAAAUGGGAAAGCCUGUUAACAGAAUUAACGGAUCCCGAAAAAACAAUACAGCUACUGCUGCAACUUCUCAACUUUGUGAACGCAAAGUGAAGGAUCCAGAUGGAGUACAUAUUACUAAAGAUGAAGGUGUACAGCAAAUAAACAGUUAUGAACUCAAUUCGAAUGUGACACUGCUGGCACUAGCAGUCUUUUUCGUUACAAUAGUGGUUUAUGUUCAGACUCUGCAUCCUUCCCUUUCUGGUGGAGACUCAGGUGAACUAAUUGUUGCUGCUCAUGAAGUUGGGGUGGCACAUCCCCCAGGCUACCCGUUGUUCACGAUGUGGGCAAAGCUCUUUAUGACCAUCAUUCCUGUGGGCUCAGUGGUAUGGAGAGUAAAUUUCUCAUCUGCUGUUUGUGGCGCUGGGUGCAGCAGCUUUCUUUUUCUCACAAUAUACAGAAUGACAAAGAGUCGGGGAGCUGGUCUAUUUGGAGCUUUCCUGUUUGCAUUCAGUCGUCUGGUGUGGACAUGGUCUAUAUGUGCGGAAGUCUUUGCCUUGAAUAAUCUCCUGGUGUCCAUGCUGUUGUUUACGGCAGUGAUAUUUGACACCUGUCAGAAGGAGUCUUUAAGUAAGGUGUGUAUGUGGGGUGCAUUCCUCAGUGGUUUGUGCCUAGCCAACCAGCACACAAGUGUCUUGUACAUUAUCAUCAUUGUACCAUGGGUCAUCUUCCAGUUGUGGACCUUUGGUGAACUGUCUAUGUGGCUACUCCUGAGGUCUGCGUGUUGCUUCAGCCUUGGUGUGCUACCCUAUGUAUACCUGCCCUUAUCGUCAGCCCUCAACAUAGCCCGUUGGACAUGGGGAGACCAAAGCUCUGUCUGGGGCUUUCUCACUCAUCUGCUGCGCCGGGAAUACGGCACUCUGGAUCUGCUCAAGGAUCACGAAGGACAGGGUUUUGUCUCAGGACUUCAGGCAUAUUUGGAGCAUGCAUGGACUGAUCUCACCCAGUUAGUGUGUGUGCUGCUAGUUUUGUCUGUGCUUACCACGUACUUGAGGUGUAGACGUGGUCAGUUUGUGAGGGUGCUGCUCGUGUUCUAUUUGAUGCUGCUGCUGUACCUGGGCUUUUUUUGCUGGCGUGCAAAUCUGGAUAUAAAUAAACCACUCUUCUUCAGAGUAGUUGAGAGAUUCUGGCUUCAGAGUGAUCUACUUGUUUGUGUUUUAGCUGCUGUAUGUUAUGGCGAUGUUUUCGGAUAUGUUUCAGAGCGCUUUGAUUUUGGGAAGCAAAAGUUUGAGCUGGCACUUGCUGUGAUAAUGAUCGCUUUUCAACUGAACAGAUGGUGGCAUGUGUGUGAUCAAUCAAAGAACAUGGUUGUCCAUGAUUUUGCAAAGCAAACUCUUGCAAGCUUUCCAAACGGCUCCAUAGUUUUGACCAAAGGGGACCUACCUUCAAAUAGCUUACGGUACUUCCACUUGUGUGAGAAUGUCCGUCCUGACCUUACUGUGUUUGAUCAAGAGGUUUUGACGUAUGAGUGGUCACUUCAGAUGACAAGAAAGUUCUACCCCAACCUAGUGUUUCCUGGGGAUCAAUGGCAGCCAUACUCUGGAAAAACUCCUGAUGGCCGGAAAGCUUUCACUUUCAGAGAUCUCAUACAUGCUAAUUACAGAGAACGCCCAAUCUAUGCUUGUAUAGGCGUUCAAGAGCACGAGCGGUCGUGGCAAACUGCUUACUCCCUCUGGCCGUUUGGGGUGUGCUCUAAACUGGUGAAGAAAGACAAGGCACUGGUUGUGGAGGAAUGGGCCAAAGCAACGGAUGCCAUGGGACAACAGUGGAGCUAUCAGUUGAGCCUAGUGGAUGAUGGAUCUUGGGAGCAUGUGGCAAACUCAGAGAUGUGGCGAGGACGGACAGCAACGGCUUUCUUUUUCUUGGAGCUGGCAAUGGAGCUGUCGCAGAAAACAAAAGAAGCGACGUCACUGCUGCUUAAGUCAUAUGAAAUUUAUAGCAGAGAGUUGGCCAGACAUAAGGAGUGCCCUGCCUACUGGCACAGGAACUUUGCCAUUGUGUGUGAGCACCUGUCCAGGAGGGACACCCCCCUCACCCAGCGGGACCUUUUGCAAAAGACAGUCCGUCACUUCACAGAGUAUCUGCGCCUAGAACCAAUCAACCCCGAUCAUGAGAAAAUACAGAAUGCCGUGGACACUUUGCAAAACUAUCUCGACAGUACCGCUACUGAGAAAUAAUUAUGUGGUUGUUACUCCACACCAACAAUUCCGAACCUGUGUCAAAUGCAAGUAAAGAUGCUGCUGAUUGUGCCCAGAAAUUUUGGGGCAGAGUCUGAAAUUGUUGCUGUAAGCGUGAAAGUGAACGUGUAAGGCAUAUUCUGUAAUGUUUGACUGAAAAAUGCUUGCCCUUGUAAAUUGAAUUUAUCAGGACCAAUAAAAUUGAUUUUUUUUUUUACUCCGAGCGA